CGUUCGACAGUUAUUACUGAUUCUCAUAUUUUUUCUCGGCUAGAAUUUGCUAAAACUCGCGUGAUUUCAUAUCAAAAUUAUAGUAGUGUUCUUUAAUAUUAAAUUGUAUAACUUCACUUGUUCUCCGAAAUGUUAUUCAUAACAUCGAAUGGAAGAGUAGUAGAGAGCAGUGCUCAUAUACCAGAAGAUACUGCUACGAUUGAAGUUUUGAAAGAAGACAUUGCUGCGAAAUUAGAAGUUGAAAAAGGAAGGCUUAUGCUUUCUGUUAAAAAUGAGCUGCUGGAAGAUGAUAACAGAACUCUUCGAUCUUAUGGAGUUGAAUCAAAUGAAGAAAUCAAGGUAUUGAUUUCACCAGUCACAAUACCAACUGAUUACCUAGUUGGAUCAAUGUGGAGUUAUAGAGAGCAGAUGUUCGAAGUCGAAAUCCACAAAGAACUUGUCAAUUGGAUAUAUGUAAAUGUUGAGAGAAGGGUUGUUUCGAUAAUUCUCUCGAGAGAGAAUGAGGAAAUUGUCGAUGAAGGAGACACAAUAAAACUUACUUCAGACAAUGAAAUUUUAGCGAGAAACACUACUAUUGGUUCUAAUUUCAAAAUUAUUCGAAAAUUGCGACUAAAAGCGGAGAAAAAUCCAUACCCUUUAGAAUAUACCUUCCGAUAUGAUGGAAAAUACAGAGUGUUCGGACAUAACACUAUAUUAGGAAUAAAUGGACACCAAACAUGGUGUUACUCUUUACGUCGAGAUGAAGUGAUACCGGUCAUCGAAGCAGGGCCUCGUAUUGAAGAUACCUUUGGACCAAUUGCUGGAAUAGAAGUCGGUUAUCUAUGGUAUUACAGAGUCCAAGCAAAAAGAGCUCGUGUGCAUCGAGAACACAUGAAAGGAAUAGCAACGUUGGAGGGUAAAGCCACUGCUAUAGCAAUAUCGGGUAAAUAUAAGGCCAAUUCAGAUAAUAUACACCUAAUCGUAUAUACUGGUUCGAAUAGUUCGUUUGAACUAUCUGGAGAGAACCAAUGCUUGGCAAGGAACUGCAAUGAACAUGAGGAUAAUAAUGGCAAAAUGAAUAAAAAUUGGAAAGAAAGCACUGACGGAGUCAGAGUGCUAAGAAAACUACAGAUAGCUGAAGAUAACCCGUACUCUCGACUUUUUUGUUUUCGGUACGAUGGUAUUUAUAAAGUGGUUGGUUAUUGGAUUGAAACACAAUGGCGAUUUUUAUUAGCUCGGCAUGAUGAUUCUCCAUUAAUUCGUCCUGAAAACUUUGCUGAAACAACAGAAAAAAAGGAUACGAACGAAAUCAAAGAAUACUUUGAUGAAAUUGAGGUCGGAGCUGAAUGGAGCACCAGAGAAGAAAUGGCUCACGCCAAGGUUCAUACAAAUCUUGAAGCUAAUAUAAGUAAAAACUCAGAAGGAUAUGCUACUUCGCUUCUUUUGUCGAACAAAAUUCAAAUGAAUUUGAUUAUUAAACAAAAUUACAUCAUUUACACCGGAUCAAAUGAAAACGACUUGGACAAGGCUUUAGCUAAAAAUUGCUUUUGUGCGUUUGAUCAACGGCUUCAGAAAAAUGGAAAUGUUGCAGAAGAGUGCGAAAAAGGCUUUCCCGUCCGAGUUUUUAGAUACUGGUGGAAGACAGUCUACAAUGAAUCUGAUGCGAAUCAAAUAGCUAGAGAAGUAUACCGAUACGAAGGUACUUAUCACGUAAUCGCGUACUGGCCGGAGACCAGAGUAGAAAAUAAAUCAUCAGAGAAAACCAGAGUAGAAAAUAAAUCAUCAGAGAAAACCAGAGUAUGGCGAUACGUACUGGUGAAAAAAGAUGCUGAAGAAAACAAUCAAGAUACUGCUAAAAAUGCAGUAAAGAAAACAAAUAAAAAUGAUGAGAUUUAUCUCGAUCCCAUGGAUGAUGAUCAGACCCUUGGCUACAUUUUAGAUCUUUCUUCAAGUAGUAGAAACAAAUUAUAAUUUCUUGUUAAUGAAAAAAAAAGCAUUAAUCUCUCAACAGU
Molecule: messenger RNA, 1991 nt
Organism: Trichogramma pretiosum
Lineage: Eukaryota; Metazoa; Arthropoda; Insecta; Hymenoptera; Trichogrammatidae
Exons: 4
Coding region: 130-1950 (606 amino acids)
Biological process (GO): protein ubiquitination; negative regulation of gene expression via chromosomal CpG island methylation
Molecular function (GO): ubiquitin protein ligase activity; protein binding
Source: RefSeq, a predicted model, not a curated record